This is a messenger RNA of Podarcis raffonei (Aeolian wall lizard), 5010 nucleotides long. RefSeq names its product N-acetyl-alpha-glucosaminidase (gene NAGLU). NCBI's taxonomy places the organism in Eukaryota, Metazoa, Chordata, Lepidosauria, Squamata, Lacertidae. The record is from RefSeq and is a predicted model, not a curated record. The coding region runs from base 1111 to 3381 and encodes 756 amino acids. The transcript is spliced from 6 exons.
AGAUGUUAAGACUACAGCUCCAACAAUACUUGUCGGGCACCCGGUUGGUUAAAGCUGGCAUAGGCAAUAUUGAGCUAGAUAGAUCAAUAGUCUGACUCAAUAUUGGGCAGUUUCCCAUCUUCCUAAGAUAGGUCCCUACCCCUAAACAUCCUGAAAUCUAAAUUUCUACAAUAGGGUAGGCAUGAAGGAAGGGAAAUCAAAAAGCCAUACCAGAUCUGACUGGUGCAAAGUCUGAGUUCAUGCCCACAUCCCUAUACAGAGAGUGUGGGGAGAGUUACGCUGCAGAGUUCCACAUUGCUCAUGCUGAUUCCGUUUUUCAGAGGGAUGGAGAACUUCUCUCUCUGGUUCUUUCCACUUCCUCUGUGAUCAGCAUCCAGUGACUGCAUUCCAAGAGCAUUUACUCAUAUGUUUUCUGAUGGAAAAUUGCCACAAAUAAAUACUAGGGAAGCCCAAAAUGAGGAACACAAUGUGGGGAGCAAUAUAAAAAGGGGGGAGCAACUCUGACCAGUUGCAAAGUACAUUUGCUAUCUAAAUCUCUAGUCGUUAAUCACAGAAUUGUACAGCUGGAAGGAACCACAAGGGUCAUCAUCUAGUCCAGCCCGCUGCAAUGAAGGAAUCUUUUGCCCAAAGUGGAGCUUGAACACACAGCCUUGAGAUUAAGAGUCUCAUGCGCUACUGACUGAGCUAUCCCACAGGCCCCGUUUCAGUUUUUACUAAAGUUGCUAGUCAUUUUUUCUAACCCUGGAACUGUGUGUGUGUGAUAGCAAUUGCUCCAGUGGUGAGAGAAACAUAGUCUGCAAAUGUUCAUAGGCACCUCCUCCUUUAUCCCUCGCGUUCAGAACUGGAGCUCACGUCCUGCCCUCUCACAUAAAAGGAGCCCGAGCUGCCCUUUCCACAGAGAGCUGAAGAACUCUGUGUAGUUCGAACGUCGGCACUUUCGGUUACACAGGUCUGCCUACGGCUUGAUGUCUAGGGGCGUGGCGUGGCUCCCGAUUGGCUCAUAAGAGGGACGCCCAGAAGCUGCUCGGCCGGCGAUUGGCUAAAGCGCGCGGGAGAGGACGGUUCUUUGGAACGUUGGCUCCGUUUUCGCUUCCCAGCGGGGGCCUUGCGAUGGCGCUACCCCGGUUGUUGUUUCUUUGGGCGACGGUGGCGGCAGUUGCUGCUGCAUCCCGGCCCCCGUGGGACUCGAUUGCCCGUUUGCAGCCGGGGACGGACGAUGCACGGCAGGCGGUGGCGGUGCGGGAGCUGCUGGAGCGGCUGCUGGGCCCGAGGGCUGCCUCCGCCUUCUCGGUGUCGGUCAACCGGUCUUUGGCCGGGCCCGGCGGGCUUGACACCUACCGGCUGAGCUCGAGGGCUCCGGGCGUUGUAAACGUAGCUGGAUCCAGCGGCGUGGCCGCCGCCUCGGGAAUCUACCAGUACCUAAAGGACUACUGCGGUUGCCAUGUCUCCUGGUCUGGGAAGCAGCUCCGACUGCCGGAUAGCCUGCCGCCGGUACCCACUGAGAUCAUCGUCACCAGCCCCAACAGAUUCCGCUUCUACCAAAAUGUCUGCACCCAGAGCUACUCCUACGUGUGGUGGAACUGGGAGCGCUGGGAACAGGAGAUCGACUGGAUGGCGCUUCACGGCAUCAACAUGGCGCUGGCAUUCACCGGGCAGGAGGCCGUCUGGCAGCGGGUAUAUUUGUCCCUGGGCCUGAACCAGUCAGAAAUUGACGAGUAUUUCACUGGACCGGCAUUUCUGGCUUGGAACCGGAUGGGGAACUUGCACACCUGGGCGGGGCCACUGCCCCUCUCGUGGCAACUGAAGCAGCUCUACUUGCAGUACAGGAUCCUGGAGAGAAUGCGGAGCCUGGGGAUGUUGACAGUGCUGCCUGCCUUCUCAGGAUACGUUCCUCGCGGCAUCUUAAGGGUUUUCCCCCGGGCCAACGCCACACAAAUGGGGAGCUGGAGUCACUUUGACUGCACCUACUCCUGCUCCUACCUCCUGUCGCCCGAAGACCCCAUGUUCCAGGUCAUCGGGACCCUCUUCCUGAAAGAACUGACCAGGCAGUUUGGUACGGAUCACCUGUACAGCGCCGACACCUUCAACGAGAUGCGCCCACUCUCAUCGGAUCCCGCCUACCUGUCCCAGGUCAGCGCAGCUGUCUUCCGCUCCAUGACGGGAGCUGACCCCCGUGCCAUAUGGCUGAUGCAAGGCUGGCUUUUCCAACACCAGCCCGACUUCUGGCAGCCGGCCCAAGUCCGCGCCCUCCUCCAGGGCGUACCCCUUGGCAGGAUGGUGGUGCAGGACCUCUUUGCCGAAUCCAAGCCCGUUUACCCCUGGACUGAGUCCUUCUACGGGCAGCCGUUUAUCUGGUGCAUGCUGCACAACUUCGGUGGCAACCACGGCCUUUUUGGCACAGCGGAGAGCAUCAACCAGGGUCCCUUUGCCGCCCGGGGCUUCCCCAACUCCACCAUGGUGGGCAUUGGCCUGACCCCCGAAGGCAUCGAGCAGAACGACGUGAUGUAUGAGCUCAUGACUGACCUGGGCUGGUGCAAGGAGCCCCUGGACCUCCGGCAGUGGGUGUCCGCUUACGCCUCGCAGCGCUACGGAGCCAGCAACGCCCAGGCGGCCGCGGCCUGGCAGCUGCUUCUCCAGAGUGCCUACAAUUGCUCAGGGCCGUACACCAACCACAACCGCAGCCCGCUGGUGCACCGCCCUUCCUUCCGGAUGACCACGGAGCUCUGGUACAACGAGAGCGACGUCUACGAGGCCUGGCGGCUGCUGCAAAGCUCCGUCGACGUGCUCGGCACCAGCAGCACCUUCUGCUACGACCUGGUUGACGUGACCCGCCAGGCCAUGCAGCAGCUGGUGAGCCGGUAUUACUUGGAAAUCAAGCAGGCUUUCCAGAGCCGCAUGCUCUCCCGCCUGCUGACGGCGGGCGGCAUUCUGGUCUACGACCUCCUGCCAGAGCUGGACAGCCUCCUGUCGAGCGACAGGCGGUUUCUGCUCGGGCGGUGGCUGGAAGCCGCCCGCUUGUCGGCCACCAGCGACCAGGAGGCGGUCCUCUACGACCUGAACGCACGCAACCAGCUGACGCUCUGGGGGCCCAACGGCAACAUCUUGGACUACGCCAACAAGCAGUUCGGAGGGCUGGUGUUGGACUAUUAUGGGGUGCGCUGGAGCCUGUUUGUGUCCACCCUGGUGGAGUGCCUCAACACCGGGACCCCUUUCCACCAGAACCACUUCAACCAAGCCGUCUUCCAAGUGGAGAGGGGCUUUAUCUACAACGGGAAGCGGUACCCGACCAAGGCCAUGGGCAACACGCUGGACAUAGCCAGGAAGAUAUUUCUCAAGUAUUACCCUUCCGCAGUGCAGCACAAUUGCUCGAGGGCUGUGUGAGAAGAGACUCACUAUUGGCAGGCCCCCGUCUCUGCUUGCCGUCAGUCCCAACCACUGCACUCGUCCCGCGUUGGGUGUUCUGAGCCAGAUCUGACUGCUGAACAGCUUCUUCUUAAAUGCACAUUUUCCCAGUGUUCGAGUGGCACAGGAGCUGCUGGUGGUGGGAAUGGGAGUGACUUCUGGUCAGAAAGAGAGGUGACAGAGUUUAUAAAGCCUGUCUGGAAGCCUUUAACCCUGUCUCCAGAUGGGUGCAGAGGCUAGUUGUGGUUGAGGGAUCAUUGUCAGGGACUCAGCACAUGGUUCUUGGGGGCACUUCUCCUUGUUUUUCACGUGUUCCAGAGCUGGCUCAAAUUGAGCUCUAAAAAGGUUAGCGGGGUGGUGGAGAUGGACUCUGCUGCCUUAAUAUGGAGACGGAAGUGCGCAGUCACGAGGCUUUGCAACGCAGCUCCCUGCCAAAAGACUACCCGCAUCGCAGCCCUCUUCCCUCCACACAGGCAAGGGGUGGCUAACCUGUGGCUUGUAGGCCCCUCAGGGUUUUUUUGUGUAGCCUCUGCAACUCCAACAUUUAUCAUUUUAAAGAUAAUAAUUUCAUUUAAAAAUCUGUGAUGCCACAAGAUUGGGGGGGGGGCCUUUCCAAAGCUCCCCAUUUAAAAACAAAACAAAACAAGAAACCUUUAAAAUAAUUAUUAUAUUCUUUUUUACUAACUGCUCUCAUAGGUAUUCCAAAGUGAUAGUCUGAUGACAAAAUGUUUUAAGGCCCCUCCGAGGUCCCCUGCCCCAAUUUUUCUUAUUAUUCCCCCCCCAAAAGAUAAUAAUGAGUACUUUAUUUUAAUAUAUAUACUGAUCACUCAUAUGGGUCCCCUGCUGCUGUGACUCUGUGGUGCCAAAAAGGGCUUUGUGGUCCCAUUAAGACUUCCCAAUGGGUCCAUUUAAAAUAGUAAUCAACUAUAAAAAACUGGUUGCACCCACCUUGACAUGAGGCCCCUGAAGUGGUUAGCCACCCCUGCUGGAUUGUAUUCAGCUGUGGUCCGUGUUUUCUCCUGCUCACCCCAAGCAGAAGCGCUGGAAGAAGAGUUUGGAUUCGAUAUCCUGCUUUAUCACUACCCUAAGGAGUCUCAAAGCGGCUAACAAUCUCCUUUCCCUUCCUCCCCCACAACAAACACUCUGUGAGGGGAGUGAGGCUGAGAGACUUCAGAGAAGUAUGACUGGCCCAAGGUCACCCAGUAGCUGCAUGUGGAGGAGCGGGGAAUCGAACCCAGUUCACCAGAUUACGAGUCCACUGUUCUUAACCACUACACCACCUACAGAAGAGAUUGCUCCAGCUGCUUUCCGCAAGCAAGCAUUUGAAGCAUUGAAGAGACCAGAUGAAGUGACAGGGAACCUGUAGCCAUCCAGACAUUGUUGGGACUCCCAACUCCCAGCACCCCUGACUAUUCCUGAAGAGCCACAGGUUCCUCGCAAUUGGACUAGAGGAUCGUUAGGGAUCUUCCCACCAAAAAAGCUAGGCUUUGGCUGCAUUCAGACAGCACCGUUUAGUCCAUUUUCCUGUUUAGUCCAAUUUCCGCGUUUCCAAGGGAUAAUCUCAUAAGAGGCAAAAGACACUUGUGGAAAUACGUUGUGGCCUAGUGC